AUGAUCAAUCUUUUAUCAUUAUCAAACGAUUUAUUCUAUGAGAUAUUUGAUUAUCUUGACGUAUAUGAUAUUUAUUAUUCAUUCGGUGAUUUGAAUAAACGAUUAGAUUCAAUAAUUCAAAAUAAAUCUCAUCUCCAUGCUCAUAUUACAUCGUCAAAUUUUGAUUGUUAUUUGAAUUACAUUCUACCCAUUGUACAGAAUCGUUUAAUAUCAUUAAAAUUUGAAAUUCCAUUUGAUAAAAUAAAAUUAUUUACGUCAAUAUAUCCAUUAAAUCAAUUUAAUCGUUUAUACUCACUCUCAUUAAAGAUUAUCAGCACAUCAGCAUCCGAUGAUAACCUUCUCUUAUUAGUCAUAGCUAUCCUUAAACAACUAUCGUUUUUAAAAUAUUUAUUAUCAUUAACAUUUGAUUUUAGCACGAGUUUCUACAAAGAUCGAUUCUCAAUUCUUGCACUUAUACUCUCAUAUUUACCAAAAUUAAAAUAUUUAUCAUGUGAUAUCAAUUCUUGUGAAUAUUUCGAGAGACUAAUUCUCAAUGAGAUAGAAGAAAUUAAAAUAUUUGAAUAUUAUUAUUUAGAAACAUUAAAAAUCAAUUUAAUUGAUAUAAAUCAUUUAUUAAAAUUUAUAAAUUGUUUUCCGAAAUUAAAACAUUUAUCACUACAUAUUUGCUCAGUAUUUUCUCAACAUGGUACAAUAUUGAGUUUGCCACAUGUUAAAAUAAAUUGUCUCUUAUCAGAAAUAAAAUAUUUGAAUCUAAAUGCUUUUCACAUUAGUUUUCAUCAUAUUCAACAGUUAUUAAAAUUAUGUCCAAAUUUAAUAGUAUUCACAUUUUCGUCAAAAAAUUGGAUAUUUAUCGACGGUGAAGACUGGAUGAAACUGUUAUCAAUCUUUAAACUAAUCAAAUUUCGUUUAUAUAUUAAUACAUUUUUCAGACCAACUGUUAAAAUUGAUAUUUAUCGGAUACAAAAAACAUUUCAAACACAAUUUUGGUUAGAAAAAAAUUGGCACAUUCUCUGUGAUUAUGAUCAUAUUAAUGGACAACAUAUUAAAAUCUAUUCAAUUAAAUAA
Didymodactylos carnosus is the source of this 1065-nucleotide messenger RNA. The record is from the annotation of a GenBank genome assembly. NCBI's taxonomy places the organism in Eukaryota, Metazoa, Rotifera, Eurotatoria, Philodinida, Philodinidae.